AUGAGUCUCAAUCGCAAAGAUGAUAACCCGGAUGACAGGGCCGCUCUGCGUCACGGCUUGACGCAGCUACCUGCCGGAGCUGCAGAGGUAUUCCCACAGGCACAGGUCAAGCAAAGAAAUCCUGCUCUCGCUGCAGUGACGGACAGGUUAGCAGAGCCCGUCGUGGCGGCCUUCAUUGGCGGUGGUGUUGCAGGCGCCGUGUCCAGAACGAUUGUGUCCCCGCUGGAACGGCUGAAGAUUCUCCUUCAGGUCCAGAGUGUUGGUCGAGAAGAAUACAAACUCUCCAUAAGCAAGGGUCUUGCCAAAAUGUGGAGAGAAGAAGGCUGGAGAGGAUUCAUGCGUGGUAAUGGAACAAACUGUAUUCGAAUUGUUCCAUACUCCGCAGUCCAAUUUGGAAGCUACAACUUAUAUAAAAAGGCAUUUGAACCGACGCCUGGUGGAGAGCUGACUCCCCUGAGACGGCUUACAUGUGGUGGACUCGCUGGUAUAACUUCCGUUACUUUCACUUACCCGCUGGAUAUCGUACGCACCCGCCUUUCGAUCCAGUCAGCAUCCUUUGCGGAACUGAAAAACCAGCAUCAAACAAAACUACCUGGGAUGUAUGAGACAAUGCGCCUCAUGUACAAGAAUGAGGGUGGCAUCGUUGCAUUAUACAGAGGAAUUCUCCCUACCGUUGCCGGCGUGGCUCCUUACGUUGGAUUAAAUUUCAUGACAUAUGAAUCUAUACGAAAGGUCCUCACACCUGAAGGUGAUGCAAAUCCAAGUGCUCUGAGGAAGCUACUAGCAGGAGCCAUAUCAGGUGCUGUGGCUCAAACAUGCACAUAUCCAUUUGAUGUUCUCCGCCGUCGGUUCCAGAUAAACACCAUGUCUGGUAUGGGAUACAAAUACACAUCCAUAUUCGAUGCCGUCCGAGUAAUCGCUCUUGAAGAAGGCCUCCGCGGUUUCUACAAGGGCAUCGUUCCUAACCUGCUAAAAGUUGCUCCAAGCAUGGCCAGCAGCUGGCUCAGUUUUGAGCUUACACGGGAUUUCUUCGUCGGUCUAUCAAAAUAG
Molecule: messenger RNA, 1050 nt
Organism: Trichophyton benhamiae CBS 112371
Lineage: Eukaryota; Fungi; Ascomycota; Eurotiomycetes; Onygenales; Arthrodermataceae
Exons: 5
Coding region: 1-1050 (349 amino acids)
Biological process (GO): transmembrane transport
Source: RefSeq, a predicted model, not a curated record